AUUGAUGUGAAAAUAAAAUUUGAAUAUAAACAUUAUCGCAGAGAUACUAUAUGCCCGUGAAUCGCGCGAUGAUGUAUGCUUAUUCUACUAUUGUCUACCACUCCUUUCCCUCUCUUCAAUAAACAAACAUACAAACUCUCCUCUCUUCAGCUUCCCUCACACACACUUCCACGCACAAUCAAGCAGGGAACUGCAAUGGCGGAGGAAGGCGGCGGGGAGGAGUAUCUGUUCAAGAUAGUGGUGAUUGGGGAUUCAGCUGUGGGCAAAUCGAACUUGCUCUCGCGCUUCGCGAGGGACGAGUUUGACCACAACUCCAAAGCCACUAUAGGGGUCGAGUUCCAGACGCAGGUGGUGGAGGUUGAUGGGAAGGAGGUCAAGGCACAGGUUUGGGACACCGCCGGCCAGGAGCGUUUCCGCGCCGUCACCUCCGCCUACUACCGCGGCGCCGUCGGGGCGCUCAUUGUCUACGAUAUCACCAGGAAGACCACUUUCGAGAGCACCAAACGAUGGCUCGAUGAGCUCAACACUCACUGUGACACUGCAGUUGCAAGGAUGCUAGUGGGGAACAAGUGCGAUUUGGAGAACAUCAGAGAGGUGAGCGUGGAGGAGGGGAAGAGCCUAGCCGAGGAAGAAGGGUUGUUCUUCAUAGAGACCUCCGCCCUCGACUCUACCAAUGUGAUGAAAGCAUUUGAGAUCGUGAUACACGAGAUCUACGACAAGGUGAGCCGGAAAAUCCUCAACUCGGACUCCUACAAGGCUGACCUGUCGGUCAACCGGGUCAGCCUGGCCAACGGGGUUGACUUGUCGAAGCAGAACAAAUCUUGCUGCUCCAGAUGAGCUCCGAGUACGUCUCUUUUACACCACUCUUUCUUCUAUUCUCUUCUUCUUGCAUUAUUACAUCUAAUUUAUGUGUUGGCGUCAAACAUGGAAUUUCAAGUGUAUUUUGUUUAAUUAACUGAAUCCACGGCCCCACAAGUUUUCGUUAUGAAAUAAUCCGGUGAUGGAUUCAUCUUUA
Messenger RNA from Salvia miltiorrhiza (redroot sage), 1015 nucleotides. Its product is annotated as ras-related protein RABA5b-like. Gene Ontology annotation, molecular function: GTPase activity; GTP binding. The coding region runs from base 76 to 837 and encodes 253 amino acids. Lineage: Eukaryota; Viridiplantae; Streptophyta; Magnoliopsida; Lamiales; Lamiaceae. Gene Ontology annotation, cellular component: endosome. The transcript has 2 exons. The record is from RefSeq and is a predicted model, not a curated record.